Messenger RNA from Phragmites australis (common reed), 760 nucleotides. RefSeq names its product CBS domain-containing protein CBSX3, mitochondrial-like. Bases 249 to 536 code for a protein of 95 amino acids. The transcript is spliced from 5 exons. The record is from RefSeq and is a predicted model, not a curated record. NCBI's taxonomy places the organism in Eukaryota, Viridiplantae, Streptophyta, Magnoliopsida, Poales, Poaceae.
GCAGAACUCAUCAUCUUCACCGACGCAAUCGAGCUACGGAUUGACAGAAGCACAGGAGCAGGACUGCAGCAUUUGCUCCGGCAACUAAGGUACGGAGAUAAAAUAUGCAAGGCAUCACAAAGGCGCUACGCUUCCAUGGAAACCAACUACGGUACACAGUUUUACAACACAUGAACAAGGGAAUCUUCUGAUGGGCCAACCUGAUUUCGCGCAUACAAAGUGAAUCUCCAACUGUAAUUAUACCUCACAUGGGGCUAGAGAACAUUACAGUCAGUGAAAUACUUAAGGCAAAAGGGGACGCCGAAGCCGGAGCAGUCUACUGGUGCAGCACCAGUCAUUUGGUACGGGAAGCCGUCAAGCAUAUGACAGUCCAUAAUGUUGGAGCUCUAGUGGUGCUCAAGUCAGGGGAUGUGAAACAGCCUGCGGGAAUUGUAACCGAGAGAGGACAAGCUAAUUACAGUGUCCAGCAGUACCAGUAUUCUACGUGCAAUGGAGCUAAUGACAGACAAUCAUAUUCGACAUGUUCCGGUUUUUGACGAGAAGGUAGUUGGUAUGGUUUCCAUCGGUGAUGUUGUUAGAGUAAUCGUGGACCAGCAGAACCAAGAAGUGAAACAAUUAAAGAAGUAUAUCAGAGGAGAUUAUUCUUAGCAUAAUUUUCCUUUGAUGGAGAAGCAUAAAUUAUAUGCAACCAUGCAUGACAUUUAACUAAGAUUUAUACCAUCUUCUAUUGUGGUAAUCAUUUCAACUGCUUAUCAUUGAA